This is a messenger RNA of Lactuca sativa (garden lettuce), 3176 nucleotides long. RefSeq names its product TMV resistance protein N. Gene Ontology annotation, biological process: defense response. NCBI's taxonomy places the organism in Eukaryota, Viridiplantae, Streptophyta, Magnoliopsida, Asterales, Asteraceae. The record is from RefSeq and is a predicted model, not a curated record. Gene Ontology annotation, molecular function: protein binding.
UCAUGUCUUAUUGAAAAUACUUUCAUGAAAGUAAUAUGUGGAUGGAAACAACGUCGUGUGAAUGACCAUUUUGCCCCCCAAAAAAAGAAACUAUUCACCCCCUCCCCUACACCAUAAACGUACCCACAUGUUGAGCUUUAGGUGAUUUUUGUCAAAUUGUUGACCCCAUCUUGGUGUUGCACUGCAAUUGCUUAGUUCACGAGGCCCCAAAACACAUCACGUUGACUUAUAUUUAAAUACCGAUCUUUGAGGAUCUGUCAAGCACACCUUCAAUGGCAUGUUCAACAUCAUCCACUCAUAAAAGCCAUAAGUAUGAUGUAUUCUUGAGCUUUAGAGGUGAAGACACCCGUAAGAAUUUCGUUGAUCAUCUUUAUGUUGCUCUUCAACGUCAAGGAAUUCAUACUUUCAAGGAUGAUGAGAGACUCGAGAAAGGAAAAAAGAUGAACGAUGAGCUCUUGAAAUCCAUUGAAGAGUCAAAAUUCUUCUGUCAUUAUAUUCUCUAAGAACUAUGCAUCUUCGUCAUGGUGCUUGGAUGAGCUUGUGAAGAUUAUGGAGUGCCAGAAGGAGACUGAGCAGAUUGCUUACCCUGUAUUCUACGAUGUUGAUCCCUCAGAAAUCCGUCAACAACUUGAUCCAGUUGGAGAAGCUUUUUCCAGACAUAACAAAGGAGAGGUUGGGAAGUGGAGAGAGUCUCUGAAAGAAGCAGCCAAUCUGGCUGGGUGGGAUUUGAGGAAAACUUCGGAUGGGUCUUCCCUUAACAAUCCGGGUUUUGGGUUCAUUUCUCUGUGGUAAAAAUAAACCCGAAUGGAAAGAUGCACUAGAAAGACUAAAAUCAAUUCCGUUGAAAGAAACAUUGGUAAAAUUGGAAUUAAGCUACACUUGUCUAGAGGAUGAUUACAAGGAAAUAUUCCUAGAAGUUGCAUGCUUACUAAAAGGUUGGCUGAAAGACGAUGCAAUUACAGCACUUGAAAGUUGUGGAUUUCAUGCUAGGAAUGGCUUAAGAGUUCUAGAGCAAAAAUCUCUUAUAACUAUUUCUCCUGAUCAACGAUUAGGCAUGCAUGACCAUAUAGAAGAAAUGGGUCGGAAUAUUGUUCGUCGUUCGUAUCCUGAUGAGCCCAUAAAGCAUAGCCGAUUGUGGAUUGGAGAGGAGAUUAAAGAUGUAUUGGUUGAUGACUUGGUUACAGGAGCAAUAAGAGCUAUAGCAACAAACACAUCGACAUGGUUUGACGAUGAGAAACUCUGUUCUACGAUUCUUAUAAAUGGUUUUGGAAACUUGAAGAAACUUAGAUUUCUUCACGUGGUUUCUGGGAGCAGUUGUUCGUUUGAAAUUGGCCAAAAUUUCCCAAAUGCGUUAAGGUUUCUGAGUUGGCACUGUUACCCUCAUUACUGUUUACCUAAAACAUUCCAACCAAAUAAUCUCGUAGCACUUGAAAUGCCUAACAGUAGAAUUAAACAGCUGUGGCACGAAGGAGAAAGAAAGGUCCUUAAAAACCUUAGAUUCCUUGACCUAAGUAAUUCAAAAUUGACGACAAUUGAUUGUGGUUUACUUCCAAAUCUUGAGACAUUAAAACUUGAAAAAUGUCGUCAUCUGGUAGAACCACAUACACCCAUCGGAUGCCUAAGAAAACUCGUCUUGUUAAACUUAAAUGGUUGUGUAGGAUUCAAAUCUCUUUCAUUUAUCAAACCACUGAAAUCACUUCAGGUCCUUGAUCUAAGUAAUUUAUAUCUGACGAAGUUCCCAGAUAUACUUCCAGAGCAUUCCAACUAUAGUUUACUAGCGAUUUACUUUUCAAAGAACAAUAUCCAAGAGCUACCCUCAUCGAUUGGAAACCUUGAGAAGCCUGUUUAUCUAGAUCUCAGUGGGUGCCCCAGGCUCAAGAGUCUGCCACAAAGCAUAUGCACUCUACGAAGUCUAAAAAACCUUGACCUUGUAAAUUGCGCCAUAGAGGAAUUACCAGAGGAUCUUGGCCAUUUAGAAAGUUUAGAAUGGCUAAAUUUAGGAGGUACACGAGUCGAACAUCUCCCUAAUAGCAUUUGUAUGUUGAAAAAUCUGAAAACUCUACUUCUUACAAGUUGUAAAGUUGUUAUGAAUUUACCCGAAGAUAUUGGUAUGUUAGAAUCUUUGGAGGAACUAAGUCUAGCGUUUUGCAAGAUAAGAGAUGUUCCUAGUAGCAUCUGUAAGUUGACACAUCUCAGAGAGUUUGAUCUUGGCUUUUGUGAUCAACUUGAGAGAUUGCCCGAGAAAUUAGGAGACUUAAAAUGUUUAGAAGAGUUAAACGUACAAGGUACAUGCAUAAGUCUACUUCCGCAGAGCAUUUUUUUAUUGAAAGAUCUCAAAAUCAUUGGAUUUAAAUCAGUAGAUUGAUUGAUAUAUCCCUUUGGUCUCAAAAGAAAACAACCAAUUACACAAACGCCCAAAAGGAGUUUUGGUCUACCUGUCUACCACGCACCACAGAUGAUUCUGAGAAGCGAGCCCAUUCACAAAGAACCAUCAUAGAAUUUGCAUUCCAGGUUCUUUAAUAAUUUCCUUACUCUGUAUUGAAUUUUUUGGAAUUGAUUCCGAUUUCGGGAUUAAACCUCAAGUUAUUUUUUGGAAAUGGUUUCUAGAGCUCUUAGUUGACGAGUUUGACUACAAGAUGGUGGAUGACUUAAACUAAUACAAGCCAACAUAAGGUCAUCCCAUAUAUCCUGUAUUACCUAACAUUUUUUUUUUCAUACUUAGCAUAUAUACUAACUACACUUUACUCACAAGGUUUGUUUGAAGUUGUGAAAGAGGUUCUUUCGAGAACAAGCAAUGUUCUAAGCAUACAUAUAUGCCAAUUUUAAAAAGAGUUACAAAGGACUUUGAAUGAUGUAAAUGUGGAAGUAGAGAAUUUGAUUGAUGUACCGGUGAAUGAGGUUGAAGAUGAUGAUGAUGAAGAAGGAACUAAAGAAUUUGGUGGAUGGGGAUUUAUUUGUGCUUUUGUUUCCUUUUCGUUGCUACUAUAUUGGCCAUUUGUAAUUGUUUGUAUGAUCACGUAGAUUCACACCCACACAUUUAACUUUUGCCUUUUUAAGCUAGUAUAGCUUCACACCCAAUGGUUUUGAAUACCAUGUUUAGGAAUUUUGUAAAUGGUGGUACUUAUGGUAUGUUACCAACUAUACUCAUGAAUGGAAAAUUUUAGUUUUUAAUGAUA